AACUCUUUAACAAUCGGCUUUUCAUCUUGCGGUGAUAUGGUAUAACCAACCCAGCUAUUUACACUCUACAAGCCAGUGUAAUUUUUAUCUGUUUCUUUCUUUUCUCUUCUGCAAAUGUUAAAAAAAAAAUUAAUAAUAAUAAUAAAAAAAAUAAAAAUUCAAACUUUGAUUCCACCAGUCACUGUUGCCGCCAUUAAACUCUGGUAGCUCCAAGCCGGUUAUGGAACCCAAAAUGACACGGUUCUCUGUGCUGUCUUCUUUGUAUCUCUACUAAAAUAUAACAGUUUGAUUCAAUCUAACGGAAAUGAGUGAGAGAGGAAAGGUAACAAAUUUUUAUGGUUUCUGAUUUCAUUCAAACACCGAAGCGUUAGUUGUGAUCACUCUUGAAUGAGGUCAUUGCACUCGGCGAUUGAGAGUUCUACAAAUGCUUUGUUGAAGGUUCUGAUAACCCAUUCUCACGCAGUCAAGUCAGGAACCAUUGCGGACAUAUACAUAGCCAACAAUAUCCUCAAUGGGUAUUCCAGAAAUCAACAAUUUGGUCUUGCUCACAAGCUUUUCGACAAAAUGCUUAACAGAGACACUGUUUCUUGGAAUACAAUGAUCGCUGGGUAUGUAAACUGUGGGAACUUCGGGAUUGCAUGGGAGUUUCUAAGAAACAUGAGAAGAUCUGGGUUUGAACUUGAUGGGUACACAUUUGGAAGCAUACUAAAAGGGAUAGCUGGUUCUCAUCAAUGGGAUAUUGGGGAAGAGGUACAUUCCAUGAUUAUCAAGAUGGGUUAUGCUGGAAAUGUUUACUCUGGAAGUGCUCUUUUGGACAUGUAUGCGAAGUGUGAGAGAGUUGAGGAGGCAUAUGUUGUGUUCGAACAUAUGCCAGAGCGUAACACUGUAUCAUGGAAUGCUCUGAUUGCUGGUUUUGUGCAAGUGGGUGAUCGGAGGACUGCAUUUUGGUUAUUUGGCUGUAUGGAGAAGGAUGCUGUGAAGCCUGAUGAUGGCACAAUUGCUCCACUUUUGACGUUGCUUGAUGAUUCUGAGUUUUACUGGACAACCAUGCAGAUUCAUGGAAAAAUUACGAAACUUGGAUUGGAAUUUAGUAAUACAGUGUGCAAUGCCAUAAUCACUUCAUACUCAGAAUGUGGGUCCAUUGAAAAUGCUAAAAAGGUAUUUGAUAGAUCAUUUGAUACCAGAGAUGUGGUGACAUGGAAUUCCAUGCUUGCAGCAUACCUAAUACAUGGUAAAGAAGGACUUGCAUUUAACAUCUUUAUGGAUAUGCAGUGGCUUGGGUUUGAACCGGACAUCUAUAGUUAUACUAGCAUUGUCAGUGCUUGUUUUGAAGAAGCACAUAAAAACCUUGGACAAUCCCUCCAUGGGUUGAUAAUAAAAAGGGGACUAGAACAAUCAGUUCCCAUCGCAAAUGCUUUGAUAGCCAUGUAUCUCAAAUCAAUCAAUAAAUCCAUGGAAGAAGCUCUGCAUAUAUUCGAAUGCUUGGAAAUGAAGGAUAAGGUUUCCUGGAACUCUAUUUUGACUGGGUUAUCACAGUUUGGGUUGAGUGAAGAUGCCUUGAAAUUCUUUGUGCAUAUGAGAUACGUGGCAGUAGAGAUAGAUCACUACACCUUAUCAGCUGUCAUUAGAUCUUGCUCCGAUUUAGCAACCCUGCAAUUAGGUCAACAAGUUCAUGUCUUGGCCCUUAAAUCAGGCCUCGAGUCCAAUGAAUUCGUUGCCAGCUCUUUGAUCUUCAUGUAUGCCAAGUGUGGGAUCAUUGAAGAUGCUAGAAAAUCAUUUGAAGAGAAUCCCAAUGACAGUCCAAUCACUUGGAAUUCACUUAUUUUUGGAUAUGCACAACAUGGCCUGGGAUAUAUUGCACUGGAUAUCUUCUUUGAAAUGGAAAAGAGAAAGGUAAAACUGGAUCACAUAACUUUCGUUGCAGUUUUAACCGCUUGUAGCCACAUUGGAUUGGUUGAACAAGGAUGUGAACUUCUAAAGUCGAUGGAGUCAAAUUAUGGAAUAACCCCACGGAUGGAGCAUUAUGCUUGUGCAGUAGAUCUCUAUGGGAGAGCUGGGCGUCUCAAUGAGGCAAAAGCCUUGAUUGAAACAAUGCCAUUUGAACCUGAUGCAAUAGUAUGGAAAACAUUUUUAGGUGCCUGCAGGGCUUGUGGCAAUAUCGAAUUAGCUAGUCAGGUGGCAAGUCGUCUGCUAGACUUAGAGCCUGAAGAGCACUGCACUUACGUUCUCCUCUCUGAUAUGUAUGGGUAUCUUAGGAGGUGGGAUGAAAAAGCUAGUGUAAAGAGGCUUAUGAAAGAGCGGGGUGUCAAAAAAGUCCCCGGUUGGAGUUGGAUAGAGAUUAAGAACCAGGUUCAUGCUUUUAAAGCUGAAGACCGUUUGCACCCUAAUUGUGGAGAGAUAUAUUUUGUAUUGGGAGGUUUGAUGGAUGAAAUCAGUAGAGAUUUUGUUGCCAAUUCACAUGUUCUAAUGUGUGAUUUGGAUCAUAAUCUGGAUGCGUAUUGUGACUUCUAUGCUGAUGCUUUCCCAAGCCUCUAAUUUGGUGGUUUUUUUUUU
This is a messenger RNA of Ziziphus jujuba (common jujube), 2553 nucleotides long. RefSeq names its product putative pentatricopeptide repeat-containing protein At3g25970. The record is from RefSeq and is a predicted model, not a curated record. The transcript has a single exon. Gene Ontology annotation, biological process: RNA modification. Bases 388 to 2535 code for a protein of 715 amino acids. Gene Ontology annotation, molecular function: RNA binding; protein binding. NCBI's taxonomy places the organism in Eukaryota, Viridiplantae, Streptophyta, Magnoliopsida, Rosales, Rhamnaceae.